AUGCCCCUACCUACCGUAGAAGACAUCCUAAAAAUCACACACCCACCACCCGAUGACGGAAAAUCCACUGAAAGGAUAGCCCACCGCAAAAAUCCUUACAAGGUCUCAAUCGUCGAAUACAAUCCCCUCUGGCCUGAACGUUUCCUCUCAGCAAAAUCCCGAAUCGAAAUAGCUCUAGCUCCAGCAACGGCCUUGGAAAUUCACCACGUAGGCUCGACCAGUGUCCCCGAUCUCCCAGCAAAAGACAUAAUCGACAUCGACCUCGUCGUAAAAGAUGUUCUAGACGAAGCCUCUUACGUCCCCGCUCUCGAGGCCGCGAAUUUCAGAUUCUUACUUCGCGAACCAGCGUGGCAUCAACAUCGUUUCUUCGUCGACGAAGGUGAUUGGGAACCAGAAGCAUUUUUGGUGAAUUUGCAUGUUUUCGGUCCGGAAUGUGCGGAAGUUGCUCGACACCAGAUUUUCCGGAAUUGGUUGAGGGAGCAUCCUGAGGAUUUGGAGUUGUAUGCGAGGGUGAAACGAGAGUGUGCGGAGGCGACUGAGCAGGCUGGAGAGAGUAUGCAGGAGUAUACUUCGAGGAAGGACAAGACGAUUGACGAGAUUAGGAAUAGGGCGUUCAGAGAGUUGGGGUAUAUAAAGUGA
Molecule: messenger RNA, 639 nt
Organism: Pseudocercospora fijiensis CIRAD86
Lineage: Eukaryota; Fungi; Ascomycota; Dothideomycetes; Mycosphaerellales; Mycosphaerellaceae
Exons: 1
Coding region: 1-639 (212 amino acids)
Source: RefSeq, a predicted model, not a curated record